GCUAGGCAGAGGAGGAAGGCACGCGACUUUAGUAGUGACGUAAAGCUCUUGGAGUCGGUAUACUGCGGCCUUGGCCAAGCUGUGUACCUCAGAGAGCUAUUGAUAUUCCGACGAACUGGAUCAGCAGUUGGAUAGUCCGAAACCUCGGUCCUCUUCAGGCAUGAGGCAUGUCGUGGUGGAAAAGGCGCUCGAGUUGGACCAGCAGUUUGCUGGUCUAGACCUGAACUCUUCUGAUAAUCAGAGUAAAGGGGGAAGUACAGCAAGCAAAGGGCGCUAUAUACCUCCUCAUUUAAGGAACAGAGAAGCAUCUAAAGGAUUUCAUGAUAAAGACAAUUCAGGGUGGAGUUCUAGUAAAGAUAAGGAUGCAUAUAGCAGUUUUGGGUCUCGGGAUUCAAGAGGAAAGUCCAGUUACUACAGUGAUCGUGGAAGCAGAUCAAGGGGAAGGUUUGAUGAUCGUGGACGGAGUGACUAUGAUGGUGUUGGCAGUCGCGGUGACAGGACUGGUUUUGGCAAAUUUGAUCGCAGUGGACACAGUCGAUGGUGUGACAAAUCAGAUGAAGAUGAUUGGUCAAAACCACUUCCACCAAGUGAACGUUUGGAGCAGGAACUAUUUUCUGGAGGAAACACUGGGAUUAACUUUGAGAAAUAUGAUGAUAUUCCAGUAGAGGCAACUGGCAGUAACUGUCCUCCACAUAUUGAAAGUUUCAGCGAUAUUGAAAUGGGAGAAAUUGUCAUGGGGAACAUUGAGCUUACUCGUUAUACUCGUCCUACUCCAGUCCAAAAAUAUGCCAUUCCUAUUAUCAAAGAAAAAAGAGACUUGAUGGCUUGUGCCCAAACAGGCUCUGGAAAAACUGCAGCAUUUCUUUUGCCCAUCUUGAGUCAAAUUUAUACAGAUGGUCCUGGAGAGGCGUUGAAGGCUGUGAAGGAAACUGGGAGGUAUGGACGUCGUAAACAAUACCCGAUCUCCUUGGUUUUAGCACCAACAAGAGAAUUGGCUGUACAAAUUUAUGAGGAAGCCAGAAAAUUUUCAUACCGGUCUAGAGUUCGUCCUUGUGUGGUUUAUGGUGGUGCUGAUAUUGGUCAGCAAAUUCGAGACUUAGAACGUGGAUGUCACUUGUUAGUUGCCACUCCAGGACGUUUAGUGGAUAUGAUGGAAAGAGGAAAGAUUGGAUUAGACUUCUGCAAGUACUUAGUGUUGGAUGAAGCUGAUAGGAUGCUAGAUAUGGGGUUUGAACCUCAGAUACGUCGUAUAGUUGAACAAGAUACUAUGCCACCAAAGGGUGUUCGCCACACCAUGAUGUUUAGUGCUACUUUUCCUAAGGAAAUACAGAUGCUUGCUCGUGAUUUUUUGGAUGAAUAUAUCUUUCUGGCUGUAGGAAGAGUUGGCUCUACCUCUGAGAACAUCACACAAAAAGUAGUUUGGGUGGAAGACUCAGACAAACGGUCAUUUCUGCUUGAUCUGUUAAAUGCAACAGGGAGAGAUUCACUGACUUUAGUGUUUGUGGAGACUAAAAAGGGUGCUGAUUCUCUGGAGGAUUUCUUAUAUCAUGAAGGAUAUGCUUGUACUAGUAUCCAUGGAGACCGGUCACAGAGAGAUCGAGAGGAAGCCCUUCACCAGUUUCGUUCAGGAAGAAGCCCAAUUCUAGUGGCUACAGCUGUGGCAGCAAGAGGACUAGAUAUUUCAAAUGUGAAACAUGUUAUCAAUUUUGAUUUGCCAAGUGAUAUUGAAGAAUAUGUACAUCGGAUUGGCCGUACAGGACGUGUAGGAAACCUUGGUCUUGCCACUUCAUUUUUUAAUGAAAGAAAUAUAAACAUUACAAAGGAUUUAUUGGAUCUUCUUGUUGAAGCCAAACAAGAAGUGCCGUCCUGGUUAGAAAAUUUGGCUUAUGAACAUCACUAUAAGGGUAGCAGUCGUGGGCGUUCUAAGAGCAGAUUCAGUGGAGGAUUUGGUGCCAGAGACUAUCGACAAAGUAGUGGUUCUAGCAGUUCUAGUUUUAGCAGUAGUCGUGCAAGCAGCAGCCGCAGUGGUGGAGGUGGACAUGGCAGCAGCAGAGGAUUUGGUGGAGGAUUUCAUGAUAAAGACAAUUCAGGGUGGAGUUCUAGUAAAGAUAAGGAUGCAUAUAGCAGUUUUGGGUCUCGGGAUUCAAGAGGAAAGUCCAGUUACUACAGUGAUCGUGGAAGCAGAUCAAGGGGAAGGUUUGAUGAUCGUGGACGGAGUGACUAUGAUGGUGUUGGCAGUCGCGGUGACAGGACUGGUUUUGAAUUUGAUCGCAGUGGACACAGUCGAUGGUGUGACAAAUCAGAUGAAGAUGAUUUCAAACCACUUCCACCAAGUGAACGUUUGGAGCAGGAACUAUUUUCUGGAGGAAACACUGGGAUUAACUUUGAGAAAUAUGAUGAUAUUCCAGUAGAGGCAACUGGCAGUAACUGUCCUCCACAUAUUGAAAGUUUCAGCGAUAUUGAAAUGGGAGAAAUUGUCAUGGGGAACAUUGAGCUUACUCGUUAUACUCGUCCUACUCCAGCAAAAUAUGCCAUUCCUAUUAUCAAAGAAAAAAGAGACUUGAUGGCUUGUGCCCAAACAGGCUCUGGAAAAACUGCAGCAUUUCUUUUGCCCAUCUUGAGUCAAAUUUAUACAGAUGGUCCUGGAGAGGCGUUGAAGGCUGUGAAGGAAACUGGGAGGUAUGGACGUCGUAAACAAUACCCGAUCUCCUUGGUUUUAGCACCAACAAGAGAAUUGGCUGUACAAAUUUAUGAGGAAGCCAGAAAAUUUUCAUACCGGUCUAGAGUUCGUCCUUGUGUGGUUUAUGGUGGUGCUGAUAUUGGUCAGCAAAUUCGAGACUUAGAACGUGGAUGUCACUUGUUAGUUGCCACUCCAGGACGUUUAGUGGAUAUGAUGGAAAGAGGAAAGAUUGGAUUAGACUUCUGCAAGUACUUAGUGUUGGAUGAAGCUGAUAGGAUGCUAGAUAUGGGGUUUGAACCUCAGAUACGUCGUAUAGUUGAACAAGAUACUAUGCCACCAAAGGGUGUUCGCCACACCAUGAUGUUUAGUGCUACUUUUCCUAAGGAAAUACAGAUGCUUGCUCGUGAUUUUUUGGAUGAAUAUAUCUUUCUGGCUGUAGGAAGAGUUGGCUCUACCUCUGAGAACAUCACACAAAAAGUAGUUUGGGUGGAAGACUCAGACAAACGGUCAUUUCUGCUUGAUCUGUUAAAUGCAACAGGGAGAGAUUCACUGACUUUAGUGUUUGUGGAGACUAAAAAGGGUGCUGAUUCUCUGGAGGAUUUCUUAUAUCAUGAAGGAUAUGCUUGUACUAGUAUCCAUGGAGACCGGUCACAGAGAGAUCGAGAGGAAGCCCUUCACCAGUUUCGUUCAGGAAGAAGCCCAAUUCUAGUGGCUACAGCUGUGGCAGCAAGAGGACUAGAUAUUUCAAAUGUGAAACAUGUUAUCAAUUUUGAUUUGCCAAGUGAUAUUGAAGAAUAUGUACAUCGGAUUGGCCGUACAGGACGUGUAGGAAACCUUGGUCUUGCCACUUCAUUUUUUAAUGAAAGAAAUAUAAACAUUACAAAGGAUUUAUUGGAUCUUCUUGUUGAAGCCAAACAAGAAGUGCCGUCCUGGUUAGAAAAUUUGGCUUAUGAACAUCACUAUAAGGGUAGCAGUCGUGGGCGUUCUAAGAGCAGAUUCAGUGGAGGAUUUGGUGCCAGAGACUAUCGACAAAGUAGUGGUUCUAGCAGUUCUAGUUUUAGCAGUAGUCGUGCAAGCAGCAGCCGCAGUGGUGGAGGUGGACAUGGCAGCAGCAGAGGAUUUGGUGGAGGAAGCUAUGGAGGAUUCUACAGUAGUGACGGAUAUGGAGGAAAUUAUAACUCCCAGGGCGUUGAUUGGUGGGGCAACUGAACCUGGUCUGCAAUAAGAUCACCCAUUCAAACAAGCUAAUAUGGAAACCACAUGUAACUUAGCCAGACUGUAUCCUGUAGCUUUAAGAACUUGUAGUACAUUACCAGCUGUGAUUCUCCUGAAAAUUCAUGGAAGAUCAAAGUCACAAGAAGAAAGGAACAAUAACAGCCCUAUUCAAAAGUUGGUUCAAAGACUUAAUUGCCCUAGUUUGGAUUAAUUCCCAUUCUGUUUAUUUUCCAUCCCGAGCUGCAUUUACAGUUUUGUGACUGGAAGUCAUUUGUUUGUUAAUGUACUGUAAUUUUAACUUUAGACAGCUUAUUAUUUUGAUGUCCUGUUGGCUCAGUAAUGCUCAAGAUAGCAGUUAUUUGAACAAAAUAAAUAACUGAAUAUGGGCUAAAACCAAACCGUGGCACACAGGUAUGAUACAACUUAACAGGACUCUUCAACUUAUCAAUAAAUAUUGUAAGGUUAAAAAAAUUUAGGCAGUAAUCUCUCUGUUAGGACUUUUUGUUAUGUGCAGACUGGGGAGAAGAACAUCUUGAGCAGAAUUCGUUUCUAAUGUUGCCAAAUACAUUGUUAAAAUUCUGACUUGCUCACUCUAUUCUGGAUAAGUACCUAGAACCUUGUAGUAUUUAAAUGUCAUUCCAGUCAUGAUGAGGUGGCAUGUAUGAAUGAAUCAUCCAUGCAUUUCUCAAAGCACUCUUCAAAGUUAAUGCAAGUAAAUAUAGCAAUUUCUCUUUCAGUGUUUGUCAUUGUAAGCUAGGCAAGUUUGGGCAUACUAUUAUAGGGAAAGUUCAAAUGAUUUUAAAAGGCAGAGGAAGUUUAAUUACAUUAUUUAAAUGCCUGCCAAAAAAAAUUGAAAUGAUAAAAUGACUGACCAAUGACAAUGACUUGUCCUCUUCCUGGGCCUGGUUGCAUUUUGGUCUGUAAAGCCAUGUUAGUGUUAAUGUUUUUUGGUCAAGAGGAUUCAAGUAGGGAUAAUUACACAGCAGGCUUUAUUUCAGUGCAGAUUCACAUUGCUUUGUUUAAGCUGUGUUGAAAUGUUAAAAUGGCUUACAUUUGUAGACUUUAUAACAAACAGAUCCUUGAGAUCACACAGGUUGGAAAUAGGGACUAAAUUGCUCGUGAUGUUAUUUCUGUAUAGUGUACUUUUAGUCUUAAUUUUAGUUGCAUGGGUUUCCAUUAUAUUUAUAGUCUCUUUAUGCUAAAUUUGGCCAAAGAUGAUUAUCCACCACUAAAAAUGCCUUUGCCACUUUGAAUUCUGUGCUGAUUUAUGGCUAUAAAGCAGUGAUCUUUACUGACUAAUCUUUAUGGUUAUGUAAGAAAGCAAAAUUUUCUUAAAAGUGCAAUAGAUUUUCAAGCACAUUGUGCCUUGUUCUAAAACUUGAUUAAGUAGGUGCAGUUGACAGUAUUAAGGUCAUUUGUUAAUGGUGCUACUUCAAUUGGUAUAGGUUUAGACUUGUACACUUUUUCAUAACUUUUUACAAAUUACUUACUUUAUUGCACAUCCAGAGAAUUUUAUAGAUAUGUGUGUGUGUACACGUGCACACACACACACACGUGUGUGUGUGUGUGUAUAUAUGUGUCUUGUGUGUGUGUCCUUAAAAUUUCAAUCUCAUUUUAUCUUCUUGAAGAUUGUUGAAUGCAGCUUAGAAACUAGAUUCUAAAAUUUUAUUUGGGACCAUGGAAUGAUAGUUGUGAAGAAACUGUUUGCACAUGACAGAUUUUAGAUAUUUUUUGCUGCUAGUUUGUGUAAUAUUUAUUGAACAUUUUGACAAAUAUUUAUUUUUGUAAGCCUAAACGUGAUUCUUUGAACGUUUAAAGAAACUUGACCAAAAGACAGUACAAAAAACACUGGCACUUUUAAAUGUCACCAUGUGUGAAAUAAUAUAUUUCAGGGUAGUGUGAGCUUAUAAUGUUGAUUCCUGUUAAACUUGAGUCAAAUUAAGCUGACCUGGUAUUGGCAAUGUUAACUAGCUGUGACUUUGGUAAAAUAUAAGGCAAAAUUGGUGACUUUAUAAUUAAAACUUGACAUGGUUUUGAUAAACUUGUCUUAAAAUAUUAAUGAUACACUUCUAAACACAUUCUCAAAGGUUUUGAGUUUUGUUCAGUUAAUGUGUUUCUGUUUUCUGUGGGAUUUUUUUUGCUUUGGUUUUCACUGACUGGCAUAUGUGCAGCCCUCAAACAUGUGGUUAUCGUUGUGUAUAUCCAUAAUUUGUGAUUUUUACAUUCCUUUACAUCAGCCAGUAAAUAAGAAUUGGUUUAAACAUACUGACUUGUGAUCAUUGAACUUCAGAUCACUAUAGGUUUAGUAAUUGCUUAUUGUAUUACUUUUAGA
Molecule: messenger RNA, 6227 nt
Organism: Molossus molossus (Pallas's mastiff bat)
Lineage: Eukaryota; Metazoa; Chordata; Mammalia; Chiroptera; Molossidae
Product: ATP-dependent RNA helicase DDX3Y-like
Biological process (GO): cell differentiation; gamete generation
Cellular component (GO): P granule; nucleus
Molecular function (GO): RNA helicase activity; RNA binding; ATP binding
Source: RefSeq, a predicted model, not a curated record